AUGGGACGAACUUUGUUUGUUACCGUGGGGACUACUCUGUUUGACAAGCUAGUCCUGUCGACAUCAUCGCCAGAGGCUCUCCAAUGGAUGCUGGCCAAUGGAUUUACUCGAGUAAUCAUCCAAUAUGGCAAGGGCGUGGAACCUUCCAUCCCCAAGGACCAGGCUGCUGGCUUUGAGAAAAUCGAAACAUACCGCUUCAAACCAACACUGGAAGAUGACAUGAAGGCUGCUGACAUGAUUAUCAGUCAUGCUGGAGCUGGAACCGUCAUGGAAGCCAUGAGAAUGGAAAAACAUCUCGUUGUGGUGAUCAACACUUUGCUCAUGGACAAUCAUCAAGCCGAGUUGGCCAAUGCCAUGGGAUCACGCAAACACAUAUUUGUCGUCAAGGAACCGGAUGAUAUGCAAAGGUUUGAAAUUUGGGACGAAUUUAACACCUUUACUCCAAUUCCUUAUGAAAGCGGUGAUAACCAGGACUUUCCGAGAAUUGUGGAUAACCUGGUUGGCUUUGGCAGCAAAAAAGACAAGUGA
This is a messenger RNA of Seminavis robusta, 528 nucleotides long. The record is from the annotation of a GenBank genome assembly. Lineage: Eukaryota; Bacillariophyta; Bacillariophyceae; Naviculales; Naviculaceae.